Molecule: messenger RNA, 10268 nt
Organism: Paramisgurnus dabryanus
Lineage: Eukaryota; Metazoa; Chordata; Actinopteri; Cypriniformes; Cobitidae
Gene: scn8ab
Product: sodium channel, voltage gated, type VIII, alpha subunit b
Biological process (GO): sodium ion transmembrane transport; membrane depolarization during action potential; neuronal action potential
Cellular component (GO): voltage-gated sodium channel complex; plasma membrane
Molecular function (GO): voltage-gated sodium channel activity
Source: RefSeq, a predicted model, not a curated record
CAUCAAUUAUGCAGGCUAGCCGUACGCACUGGGAAGGAAGAUAGCGGCAACAAUAUGGCGACAUCCGCAGUUUCUCCUGGGUCUUUUAAGCAUCCUUAGUCACGCAGUAUCUACAUGGAUCGCCCUUAAUGCGGAAAAAAGCUGGCUGUCCUGAAUGGCUUCUAAAUAAAGAGGACUCUGCUGCAGGAUGACAAUAUGGCCGCGCAGCUGCUCGCACCUCCAGGCCCCGAUAGCUUCAAAAAAUUCACCCCGGAGUCGUUGGCCAACAUCGAAAAGCGAAUUGCUGAGGAGAAAAAGAAGAAGCCUGUUAAGCCAAGAUCUGACAGCAGUCACCGUGACGACGAUGACGACAACAAACCUAAGCCCAACACCGACUUGGAAGCGGGGAAGGGCGUUCCCUUCAUUUAUGGGGAUGUCCCUUCGAAAAUGUUGGCCGUGCCCCUGGAGGACAUUGACCCCUACUAUAUGAACAAGAAAACCUUUAUAGUGCUUAACAAAGGGAAAACAAUCUUCCGUUUCAGUGCCACGCCCUCAUUAUAUAUCAUUAGCCCUUUUAACCUAUUCAGGCGAAUAGCAAUUAAAAUUUUGAUACACUCAGUUUUCAGCAUGAUCAUCAUGUGUACAAUUUUGACAAAUUGCGUGUUCAUGACAUUAAGCAAUCCUCCAGAAUGGUCCAAACAAGUAGAAUACACCUUCACUGGGAUCUACACAUUCGAGUCACUCACAAAGAUUGUGGCUCGAGGUUUCUGUAUAGACGACUUCACCUUCCUCAGAGACCCGUGGAACUGGCUGGAUUUCAUGGUCAUCUCUAUGGCGUAUAUUACAGAGUUUGUAAACCUAGGCAAUGUGUCAGCUCUGCGCACAUUCAGGGUGCUGAGGGCUUUGAAAACUGUUGCCGUGAUCCCAGGGCUGAAAACCAUUGUGGGCGCUCUGAUCCAGUCAGUGAAGAAGUUGUCCGAUGUGAUGAUUCUGACGGUGUUCUGUCUGAGUGUAUUCGCCCUCAUCGGCCUGCAGCUGUUCAUGGGUAAUCUUCGGCAUAAGUGCGUCAUCUGGCCGAUCAACCAAACCGAAGCCUACCUGGCCAAUGGCAGCAGGGGCUUUGACUUCAACGAAUAUAUCAUGAAUGAUACAAACUUCUACUUCCUGCCAGGCCAGCUGGAUGCUCUGCUAUGUGGAAACAGCUCAGACUCAGGGCGCUGUCCAGAGGGCUACACUUGCAUGAAGGCCGGACGUAACCCAAACUAUGGCUACACUAGCUUUGACUCCUUCGGCUGGGCUUUCCUUGCUCUCUUCCGACUCAUGACACAAGACUUCUGGGAAAAUUUGUACCAACUGACACUGCGAGCUGCUGGGAAAACAUACAUGAUCUUUUUUGUGCUGGUCAUCUUUGUGGGUUCAUUCUACCUGGUGAAUCUGAUCCUGGCUGUGGUAGCCAUGGCUUAUGAGGAGCAGAACCAGGCCACCAUGGAGGAGGCCGAACAGAAAGAGGCGGAGUUUAAAGCCAUGCUGGAGCAGCUGAAGAGACAACAGGAGGAUGCACAAGCAGCGGCUAUGGCAACCUCAGCAGGUACUGUAUCCGAGGAUGCGGUAGAGGAUGAUGGGGGAGGGCAUCUAUCCCGCAGUUCAUCUGAGGUGUCCAAGCUGAGCUCCAAAAGUGCCAAGGAGCGAAGGAAUAGGAAGAAAAAGUGGCGGAAAGAACAGGAAGAGAAGGGUGACAGUGAAAAAGUAGUAAAGUCAGAAUCUGAUGACGGAAGCAAGAGGAGCCGCUUUCGCUUCCGAGACAACAGGCUUGGGAGGAAGGCCUCUAUCAUUAACCAGUCCUUGUUGAGUAUCCCUGGCUCGCCAUUCAUGUCCCGUCGGAGCAGUAUAUUCAGCUUCAAGGGCUCAGAGAACGAGUUCGCGGACGAUGAGCACAGCACAGUCGAGGAGAGUGAAGAUCGCCGCGGUUCCCUUUUUGUCCCCUACAGGCGCAGCAGCUACAGCGGCUACAGCCAGGGUUCCUCACGCAUCAACCCGCUGGCACCCCACCCUGGUUGCAAGAGAAACAGCACGGUGGAUUGCAACGGAGUGGUGUCUUUGAUCGGUCCAGGCCCUGGCCGCCUUCUGCCUGAGGUGAAAAUAGAUAAGGCAGCUUCUGAUGACAGUACCACAGAAGUGGAGGUGAAGAGAAAACACUCAGGUUCUCUAAUGGUGUCAGUGGAUCAGCUCAAUACUUCUUUUAGCCGGAAAGAGCGAGCCAACAGCGCCAUGACUGUUGUUACCAACACGCUGGUGGAAGAACUUGAAGAGUCUCAGAGAAAAUGUCCGCCUUGUUGGUAUAAGUUUGCCAACACGUUCCUGAUAUGGGAGUGUUGUCCAUUCUGGGUUAAAUUUAAGGAGAUAGUAAACUUGGUAGUGAUGGACCCAUUCGUGGAUCUGGCCAUCACAAUAUGUAUUGUGCUGAACACCGUCUUCAUGGCCAUGGAGCAUUACCCCAUGUCAGAGGAGUUUGAGGCUGUGCUUACAGUGGGAAACCUGGUGUUCACGGGUAUUUUCACAGCUGAGAUGUUUGCAAAGCUGAUAGCCAUGGAUCCAUACUACUACUUCCAGGAGGGCUGGAAUAUCUUUGAUAGCUUCAUCGUAAGCUUGAGUUUGGUGGAGCUGGGGCUGGCUGAUGUCGAGGGGCUGUCUGUGCUUAGAUCUUUCAGAUUGCUGAGAGUGUUUAAGUUGGCUAAAUCAUGGCCCACUCUGAACAUGCUGAUAAAGAUCAUUGGUAACUCAGUGGGAGCUUUGGGAAACCUGACCCUGGUGCUGGCCAUCAUCGUCUUCAUCUUCGCUGUGGUGGGCAUGCAGCUAUUUGGGAAAAGCUAUAAAGACUGCGUGUGUAAGAUCGCCGAAUCCUGCGAGCUGCCCCGGUGGCACAUGAAUGACUUCUUUCAUUCUUUUCUCAUCGUGUUCCGGGUACUGUGCGGAGAGUGGAUUGAGACCAUGUGGGACUGCAUGGAGGUUGCAGGGCAAACAAUGUGUCUCACAGUCUUUAUGAUGGUGAUGGUCAUUGGAAAUUUGGUGGUGCUGAACCUGUUCUUGGCCUUGCUGCUCAGCUCCUUCAGUGCUGAUAAUCUGGCAGCCACAGAUGACGACGGCGAGAUGAACAACCUGCAGAUCUCGGUGAUUCGCAUUAAGAAAGGCAUUGCUUGGGCCAAAAUUCACGUACGGCUUCUGGUUGCCCACAUCCUGAAAAAGAAACCUCUUGAGGACGAAGACAAACCUCUCGAUGACAUGUAUGACAAGAAACUCAACCUCAUGGGUAACCACACUGGUGUGGAAAUCAAAUGUGGUGAUCUCAACUACCCCAAAAACGGUAACGGCACCACAAGUGGCAUCGGCAGCAGUGUCGGAAAAUACAUGAUCGACGAGGAACCCAUGUCCUUCAUACACAACCCCAACCUAACGGUGCGGGUUCCCAUCGCAGUGGGAGAAUCGGACUUUGAGAACCUUAACACGGAGGACUUCAGCAGCGAGUCGGAUGUGGAAAAUAGCAAAGAGCUUGAUGACACCAGCUCUUCAGAGGGAAGUACUAUAGAUAUAAAGCCAGAUGAAGAGGAAAUGGCCGUGGUUGAAGUAGUGGAGGAAUAUUUGGACCCAGAGGCUUGCUGGACAGAUGCCUGUGUGGCACGUUACAAGUGUUGUGAUGUGCCCAUCACUGAGGGCUGGGGGAAGUACUGGUGGUUUUUAAGGAAAACCUGCUACCUCAUUGUUGAACACAACUGGUUUGAGACACUCAUCAUAUUUAUGAUUCUGCUCAGCUCUGGAGCUCUGGCAUUUGAGGACGUGUACAUUGAACAAAGGAAAACAAUCCAGGUUGUUCUUGAAUAUGCAGACAGGGUCUUCACAUACAUCUUUAUUCUGGAAAUGUUACUGAAAUGGGUGGCCUAUGGGUUUGUCAAAUACUUCACCAAUGCAUGGUGUUGGCUGGACUUCUUCAUUGUGGACGUGUCUAUAGUCAGCCUUAUAGCUAAUGCGCUGGGCUACUCAGACUUGGGCCCCAUAAAGUCCCUGAGAACUUUGAGGGCUCUCAGGCCUCUGAGAGCUUUGUCCCGGUUUGAGGGCAUGAGGGUUGUCGUGAAUGCUCUGGUAGGUGCCAUUCCCUCCAUUAUGAACGUGCUAUUGGUGUGUUUGAUCUUCUGGCUGAUCUUCAGCAUUAUGGGAGUCAACCUGUUCGCUGGGAAGUACUACUACUGCUUCAAUGAGACUUCAGGGGAGAACUUUCAAGUCGACGUCGUCGACAACAAGACACAAUGCUUUGCGUUAAUCAAUGCAAAUUACUCCGAAGUUCGUUGGAAAAACGUGAAGAUUAAUUUCGACAACGUGGGUGCAGGUUACCUGGCGCUUCUGCAAGUGGCUACAUUCAAAGGGUGGAUGGACAUCAUGUACGCUGCAGUGGAUUCUAGAAGGGUCGAGGACCAGCCUAUCUAUGAGGACAACAUCUAUAUGUAUAUAUAUUUUGUCAUCUUCAUUAUCUUUGGCUCCUUCUUCACUCUGAAUCUCUUCAUUGGUGUCAUCAUCGACAACUUUAAUCAACAGAAGAAAAAGUUUGGAGGUCAGGAUAUCUUCAUGACAGAAGAGCAGAAAAAGUACUACAAUGCUAUGAAGAAACUAGGCUCCAAGAAACCUCAGAAGCCCAUUCCCAGACCUAUGAACCCAGUCCAGGGGAUGGUAUUUGACUUUGUCACCCAGCAGGCCUUUGACAUUUCCAUUAUGAUUCUCAUCUGUCUGAACAUGGUAACUAUGAUGGUGGAAACAGACGAUCAGUCGACUGAGACAGAGAACAUCCUGUACUGGGUAAACUUCAUAUUCAUAGUGGCCUUUACCGGGGAGUUUGUCCUGAAACUCUUUGCGCUGCGACAUUACUAUUUCACCAAUGGUUGGAACAUCUUUGACUGCGUUGUCGUCAUUCUGUCUAUUGUGGGUAUGUUCCUGGCAGACCUGAUUGAGAAGUACUUUGUGUCUCCGACGUUGUUCAGAGUAAUCCGACUGGCUCGAAUUGGCCGAAUUCUGCGUCUUAUCAAAGGAGCCAAGGGCAUCCGGACAUUACUGUUUGCUUUGAUGAUGUCACUCCCCGCACUGUUCAACAUUGGCCUGUUGCUUUUCCUCGUCAUGUUCAUCUUCUCCAUCUUUGGCAUGUCUAACUUUGCUUACGUGAAGCGAGAAGUGGGAAUUGACGACUUGUAUAACUUUGAAACCUUUGGCAACAGCAUGAUCUGUCUAUUCAUGAUCACCACAUCAGCUGGAUGGGAUGGACUCUUAGCUCCAAUCUUGAACUAUCCCCCCGACUGCGACCCUAACAAGGAGAACCCGGGAACUACGGUUAAAGGUGACUGUGGAAAUCCUUCGGUGGGAAUCUUCUUCUUUGUAAUGUACAUCAUUGUUUCCUUCUUGAUCGUGGUGAACAUGUACAUCGCCAUCAUUUUGGAGAACUUUAGCGUCGCCACGGAGGAGAGCGCUGAUCCGCUGUGCGAAGAUGACUUUGAGUCCUUCUACGAGAUCUGGGAGAAGUUCGACCCGGACGCUUCUCAGUUCAUCACCUUUGCCAAGCUGCCAGAUUUUGCGGAUACGUUAGAACAUCCUCUCCGCGUGCCAAAGCCAAACAUCAUCGAGUUGAUUGCCAUGGACCUGCCCAUGGUGAGCGGCGACCGCAUUCACUGCUUGGACAUUCUGUUCGCCUUUACCAAGCGCGUGCUGGGUGACAGCGGCGAUCUUGAUAUGAUGCGGCAGCAAAUGGAGGAGCGCUUCGUGGCGGCCAACCCCUCCAAAGUGUCGUACGAGCCCAUCACCACCACGCUGCGGCGCAAGCAGGAGGAGGUGUCGGCCCUUGUCAUCCAGAGAGCGUACCGCUCGCACCUGGCGCACCGAGGCUUCAUCUGCAAACGGAGGUCUGCCAACAACAAACUCGAGAAUGGGGGAACCAAUCAGGAGAAGAAAGAAGGCACGCCCUCCACCGCAUCCCUGCCGUCGUACGACAGCGUCACCAAGCCAGAGAAGGAAAAGCAGGACGACAACAACGAAGGAAAAGGACGCAAAGAGAAAGGCAGAAACCAAAAAGACGUCAGGGAAUCCAAAUGUUAAAGACUGCUGCGGACUCGAACUCGAGGACGGUAUUAAUGAUCAUGACGAUAUAAUAACGAAAACUGUCAUUUCAAGCGAACGGAAACCCUGAAUCAAACUAUACAGAUGUACAGAUUAAUUUCAUUAAAGGGAAAAAACAAUGUUUAGGUUACUCGACAAAAAAUUGUUUACAAGCGUCACAGGUGUAUCGAUGCGGAAAAAAAAUGCGGUGGGGUUCCUCAAAGCUUGAAGACUCUUAAAAGUUAAACCAAACAUAAUCAGCUUCCUGUGUGACACUGUUGCAUCAAGACUUGAUUUAAACAAAAUCAAAUACGAAUUUAAAAAGACAGAUACUUGAUCAAGUGUAUUUUAGAGGGCUAUAUCGCGCUUCAGUAUGGAACUCCUCACCGAGCGAUAAUGCGAUCAUCCAAGGGAGACAAGCAAGGAUGGACGGGGUGGCGCUCCCUUACGGAUCCCAUGCUUACGAACAGCGUCGGCGAAUUUUCCAUGCAGAAAACGAACACAAUGCUAUCCAUGACAGAAUCAGCUUCCUAAAGCGGAUGAUGGUGAAGGAGUCUGCACCCUUUCAUUUCAUAAACAUGUGUAAGAACUCAAAAAGUGUUGUGAGAGUGAGCCGGAGUGUGAACAAAUCCAAGAGUCUGGCUAAUUCCAACGGCCUCUUUGCGUUUGUUAGCGUUGAAUAUCUUUUACAUGGUCUUUACAUUAUUUGAGCGGCAAAAAAAGGAGAAUCAGGAGACGAGAAAAAAAUGUCACAUUUUGCCCAUGCCACCCUCAGUAACUGUGUAAUGAUAACUUUGUUAUACCUGCAUCAAAAGGCUUUUUCUACAUGGGCUUUCACACCAAUAGGACCGGGGGCAAUAACCAGGGGCCCCCAAUACACAUCUCCAAACGAAUAAUAAAUUAUUGUGCUUGUUCAAUGCAUAGAAAUGACUUGCAUGAUGGCAUGUUUUGAUCAGAAAUUUUGCAUGAAUAAUCAUAGUCCACGAAACACUAAUACAGACCACCACAGUGGCUUGAUAAUGUUCUAGGCUGUCCACUGGCUAAAUUUACUACCAGAAAUUUGAUAUCGCAUCAUUUGAUACUGACCGAAUUGGCCUAAUUGAUCUUCUCCUCUACCUAUCCUUAUUAUCAAGUAGACUAUGAAAAAGACGGAAUUUGGGAUGGUGCAAAAUGCCUGUAACUAAUCAGUGGCUUACAUUGAAACAAAUACUAGCAUUGUGGCACAUUAUUGGAGAGAACGGAUAAAGAAGACAUCCCAUUUUUUUGCUGCUCAGGAGAUGAUGAAUGGGAAAAAUGAAAUGUUGGAACGUGUGUAUGUGUGUAUGGAGACGGAAGGAAAUGAUACGAAAAUUAACACUGUAAUUCCUAAAGCUUCUUAUUUUAUUUGUAUGCAGCAAUAUCGCUUACCUAACCUACAGCACUGCCCGCUCCGCGGGUUAUAUGGUAGGUGGUUCUAUAGGGAGGGGCAAGAGGGUGGUGUUGGGAUGGCUCUGGCAUUAUUAGGGGUGUAGCAAGUUGGUUGGCAUUUUUGAUCCUCAUCAGGGGUUAGAUGAGAAAGUGGCAGUUUUUAUUUUAGAAAAAAAAUAGAGUUAUAAUUUUGUAUUCAUUUCAUUUUUACACAAUAUUUGCUGUAAUGUGUCUUAUGCUUGUUACUUUUUUUACUGUUUAUAAAGCCAUCACAUCUUCAGCAAUGGUCUGAUUGUAGCCAGAGCGAGGACACAGGAGACAGGACUUGAGAUAGACAGCGAGCCAGGUGGGCAGUCACAGCUGUUAAAAGAGAAGCCAAAGAUGUUUGUUUUAAUUAUUUGGUGUGUGUGUGUGUGUGUGUGUGUGUGUCUGGUCGUUUCUGCAGUGUCUCAAGGGGGUGAGCUGAUCCCCUCCUCUUUAACCCUUUCAGACAGACUGAUGCUUGUUGAGUUUCCCCAUUAUUCUCAGGAUGCAACACAGAUGUAUCAUUGUGACUGUGAUGUCAUCAAUAAGGGCCUUCACGUCGGGUCCGGAGAAUGUUUGUAAAAUGGGGCGGUGCUAAGGCAGGAGCAGCUUCCACCUGUGCGGAGCUGAACACGGGAAUAAAAAUGAUAGGUAAGAGCAAUCCAGUUGGAAGCAACAACACCACUUUUGUAAGAAGCACAGGGCGUUUGAUUUAAACGUGCAGUUAUUUAACCCCUGGUCGGCAUUUGUUUUUCAUUAGUAGACCAGCGCGCUGAUGCCAAAUCACCAUUAGGCACUGGUCCCGCAGCGUACUUUACUGUGAGCAGGGCAACCCCUACAUCAAACUUCUUACAUUUUCAGUUUUUCAGUGAUGUCAGCGCUUUACCCUUAACCCUUCAUCCAGUUUGCUGCAUGCGAGGGCGUUGACUUGAACCAAAACGAAAGCUCGGCAAAGCUCAAACCAUUCUCAUUUAUGCAGCCAUGCAGGCUUGACUGUAUAAACGCAAAAAAACAAAACAAAUUAACAGAUUGUACAUUCAUUUAAAAACAAAAAUGACUUAAAAAAAUAUACUGUACAGUAUAGGCUAUGUUGUAAGCGACACAAAAUGCUGAAAUGUUAAGAAUGAACUUUUUAAGAGACUAUAAAUAAUGUAAUAUAUAAUUUUAUUUUAACGGCAUGCAUAGUUUUGUAAAUACAGAAAUACUUAUUAUAAUCGAAUACUGAAAAGUAAUUAUAAUAACCUUAAUAGAAUGGCUUCAGUCAUUGCCCUGGUCUCACUUGUAGACUGACAUAUUUGUUAGAGGGUGUAGAUUUUUUUGAGACACUUUUCACUUUAAAGAGGGGAAUCCAAUAUGUUAAAAGCAAAAAGUAUAUAUAUAUAUAUCUAUACAGAAAUCAAUGCAUAUAUAGAGCUAUACUACAUAUGUAUCUAUGUAUACAUAAAUAUGUGCAUAUGUGUAUGCGCACAUGUACAUAUAUGUAUGUAUAUAUGAUAUGUUGUCCGUGUUGACCUCUGCUUGGUGUGGAGGGGUAGCACUGCUGGCUGUCAUUUUUAUUUCUUUUGUGCAAUACGUUCGGUGAACGACCAAAACUCUGGCCUGGCCCACACAAUGUGUGCUUGCGUGUGUGUGUGUAGUUUGGGUUUGAGAAUGAGUGCUUGGUAAUGUGUGUGCGCGUCCAGGUCCAGCUCUUAAUGCACGGUGAUGUAAUGGCUGCUCGCUAUGGCUUACAUAGCCCGUUUUCGGGAGGGGAAUGCACUACCAGCAAUUCAUUUACCCCUCUGUGUGAAUAGGUCUUUUCAUCUGGACCCCUAUCCAUCCAACACAAACUUGCGUACAUAUGCACCAGAUGGCACAUGCACUUCCCCGUUUUCAUCUUUCGGCCUUAUCGGCAAACGCCAUGAUUUUUCGGAGCCUAAAAGAGCAAACGUGUGGGACGGGGUUGGGGGAACACGCGUGACUGUUUGUCACUUUAAACGUGCGUGAUGCGGCUUGACUUACAGUAAGCUUAGCUUGUUCUUCAUCUCUUAGAUACACAGCAAUGCAAUUUGCGAUCUUAGGUUUGGUUAGGCUUUCGAUUUUAUGCUUUUCUUGUCUUUGUAUGUUUGUUUAAGGUGCCUUUCGCUGACGGAUUUCGUUUGUUGACAAUGUAGAUGAUGUUGCAUAAAAUUCUCCUAAACAAGUGGAGCUUGUUUCAAAUGAGCACUGGGAGAAGAACUGAACUAAAGAAUGUCUGUGACAUCUAUUAAAAAGCAAAAAAGAAACAAAAAAUACAAAACGUACAAAAAAAAUGACAAAAAACUGAAAAGAAAAAAAAAACUUAACUGGCAUCAGCCUGACUUCAUCAUCUGAGAUUGUCCGAAAGCAUGGGGCGAAAAAAUGGAGUGCAGCGGUCACUCGAUGAAUCUCUCAAAGGUUGAGCGUUGUAGUAAGAGAAACAGUUUGACUUCUGUGCUCAGCUUCUGUUCAUUUUCAGCCACUUCUUUUAUUUUUCUAUAAAUACUGAUUUUUCUGUCUAUUCUUUUGUAGCAUGACUGAGAUGCUAUUUACUUCAUUUGCUGACAAUAUUACAAGUGGUUUUUGGUUCACAAUGUUGUUCUUUAUCUCCUGCCACUGUUGUUGGAGAGGAGAGGGUAUGUUGCACAACCACUUGACUUGGCGAGAAUCAGUGAAAGAUUGUCUUCAUUUGAGCACGAAACCUUUUUCCAAACAAUAAAGCAGCCUUCCAGUUA